Molecule: messenger RNA, 4118 nt
Organism: Drosophila melanogaster (fruit fly)
Lineage: Eukaryota; Metazoa; Arthropoda; Insecta; Diptera; Drosophilidae
Gene: ACXD
Product: adenylyl cyclase X D
Exons: 12
Coding region: 527-2047 (506 amino acids)
Biological process (GO): cyclic nucleotide biosynthetic process; intracellular signal transduction
Cellular component (GO): membrane
Molecular function (GO): phosphorus-oxygen lyase activity; cyclase activity; adenylate cyclase activity
Source: RefSeq, marked reviewed
UCAGUUGGUCGCAGCAGUUGGUUGGAGUCGGUCGCGUGUGUUGAUAGCAGCUCCGGCGGGCAAUUAAGUCGGACGGAAUCGAAUCGGGGCGAGCGCUUAUCGCGGCAAAAGAGUAAUUUGUGAUACCUGUCCGCCGUGUAUUGGCUUGUUGGAGCGCAACGCGCUUAAGUGGUGUUAAUUUUUUAUUAAUUAUUAUCGUAUUUAUUACCCAACGAAAGUGAAGUGCGAAAUCGGUCGCCUCAAGUGCCCGGCCGUACGUGCAAAGCCCGUAAAUAAAUUACACAGCCAUAUAGCCCUGAUCCUUACCUCUACACUCGCUCUCGCCCACCGCAGCUGAUAAUGCAGACGAAUUCCGCCUGAUCGAUUCCCAUUCCCAUUUCGAUUGCGAUUUGGAGUGCGAGUGCGGGCGAAAUAGGCAGCCAGCCUCUGAUUCUGAGUAGCUGCCACCGAAAAUGAGCCCGCCACAUUGAUCAUCUGAUCUCCCAUCCACCCAAUCCAAUCUGAACUGAACUGAACUGGCGCCAUCAUGGACUCCUACUUCGACUCGGCCAUCGAGUACAAUCGAUCCAACCCCAUCAGCCUGGCCAGGACCAGCAGCCAGGCCCAAACCGUGCAGAACGAGAAGAACUGGGAGUGGUCGUACCUUGUGAGAAAAUGUCGCAACCUGGAGCUGGAGGACUCGUACGACCUAUACAUGCGUCGCCUGCGCGUCGGCUACCUGUCGCUGUUCAUCUUCAUCCACGUGGCGGUGACGGUGAUCCACACGCUGCUGCUGCUGACCACGCCGGAGAUCAAGUACGUGUACGUGGACAUGGUGGCCUACAUGUGCUCCGGCCUGGUCAUCUGGGUGGUGCUGGGCGUGAACUUUCGCAGCGAGCUGGUGAGCAAGCACGGCUGGGUGGUCUACGCCACCUCCUGGCUGGCGGUGUGUGUAAUGGUCCUGAUGGACAUCGGACUGAAUGUUUACCACGCCACCAGCCACAACGACAUCCUGAAUCCGAUCUACGAUGCGUAUACGCUGUACGCCAUAUACAUGUUCAUGCCGGUGCCGUACCUGCUGCAGCCGUUUGUCCUUGGAUCGGCAGUCACCUUUUGCUACAUAAUAAACUACAGCUUCGUGAUCACCGCCAAGGAUGACAACCAAAUGCACAGCAUCCUGAACGAGGCCAUAUACCUGAGCUGUGUCAACCUACUGGGCAUUUUCUUUCGCCUGAUGAGGGAUAUAGCGCUACGCACCACCUUCCUCGAUCGCCGGCAGUAUGUGGAGGAGAAUCUCCUGUUGCGCUAUGCCAGGGAUCAGGAGCGGAGUCUCUUGCUUAGCAUCCUGCCUGCCCAGAUCGCCGAUCGGCUGCAGGAGGAUGUGAAGAACCGCAUCGAGCGAUCCAAGCAGCAGCACCAGCAGCAGUCGCAGGUGGAUCUGCGCAGGAGUGCGGAUAGCCAGACCCUUAAAAGGUGGCGACAACCGGACCAUGGCACCCUCUUCAUUGAGCCCCACGAAGAUGUCACCGUCCUCUACGCGGAUGUGGUCAACUACACCCACUUGACCACCACCCUGGAUGUGAAGAAGCUAGUGGAGGCUCUGCACGAUCUCUUCGUGCGUUUCGACAUUGCCAGCGAGGAGUACAACGUGCUGAGGAUCAAGUUCCUGGGCGAUUGCUACUACUGCGUGGCUGGGCUGGCCAAUCCCAAUGCGGAUCACGCCAAGUGCUGCGUGGAUCUGGGACUGCGUAUGAUCAAGGACAUUCGAGAUGUCAGAGAGAAGCGCCAUCUGAAUAUCGACAUGCGAAUCGGCGUCCACUCGGGCGAUGUCCUAUCCGGCGUAAUUGGAGCCGCCAAGUGGCAGUUUGACAUAUGGUCGAAGGACGUGGAUAUUGCCAAUCGCCUGGAGGCCACUGGAGCCACAGGACGAGUGCAUGUGAGCCAGAAGACCCUAUCCCUGCUGGAUGGCGAGUACUUCUUCGAGGACGGCACCGAAAAGGCUCGAGAGGAUCCGGUGCUGCAGAAGCACGGCAUUCGCACCUUCCUUAUCAAGUCACUGCGCUUGUAGGCCCCCAUGCAUGACCCGCGUCGCAGGAUGAGGGAGCGGCAGGUGAAGAAGCUGAGCGAGGCCAGCAAGGCCAACUUUAUGCACAACUCCACGCUCCACCAGUACAACCAGGUGCGCAACCAGGCCAAGCUGGAGAUGUGUCGCGAGCUGGACAAGAUGCCCAUCGGCAGGAUACAGCUCACCAAAGUCUUCCGGCGAAGCACUCGGCUCACCCAGGACGAAAUCGAAGAAGAGACCUUUCGACGCAACAUCAGCUCCUGCUGUCUGUUCUUUCGCAUCCGCAACUGGGAGUUCCAGUAUAUCAAGGAGCCGGAUGUGAUGCUCAAGUACAGCAUUGCUUUGGCUUGGGUCAUUUACAUGGGUCUGCUGACCAUCCAGCUGCUGAGCAAGGAUGCUCGCUAUCACUACUGGUACAUAGAUGGCACCACGAUUAUCCUGCUCACCAUGCUGCUGAUCGUGUCCUGGUACAAGAAGCUCUGGAUCAUGUACAUGUCCGAUGCGGAUGUGUCCUCGCCGAACGGCCGGCUCAGUGGCUUCCUCUUCCGCAUGUCGGAUGAGAUGCAGCGCAAUGUGGUCAUCCGGGUGGUGAUGUACUUCCUGAUCAUCUUCUCCUAUUGCGCGGUGGCCAUUAUGCAAGUGGUGGGAUGCAGCAGUGACGAGGACUACGCGGAUCUGGAUCCGACCUACGACGAGCGGGUUCAGUGCUUUCAUCCUUGGAUACUCACCAAUUGCAUGACCCUGGUAAUUGGCAUGUCCUUCCUCUUCACGCGAAUCCCCUUCAUCAUCAAGUCCUGCUUCUCUGCUUUGAUAAUGAUCGGCUACGCGGUGCUGGUGGUGUCCGAGUUCAACUUCAUCUACGCCAACAGCCCCUCCACCAAUGUGAACUUCAACGCCAAGUACUCGCAUAUCCUGCUGAUGAUCAUAACGUUCGGCAUUUUUCACUUGAUGGAGCGGCAGACGGAGUUCAUUGCCAAAGUGGAUUACAACUGGAAACGGCAGCUAAUUAAGAAGCAGGAGGACGCCCUGAUCACCAAUGACACCAUUAAAGUGCUCCUCACCAAUAUUCUGCCCACACAUGUUGCCGACUUCUAUCUGUCGAAUCAACUGCAGAACGAGCUCUACUACGAGGAGUACGAUAAUGUGGCCGUGAUGUUCGCCUCGAUCAAAAACUUCGACACCGACAAGAUCGGACUGCGGGUGCUCAAUGAGAUUAUCUGCGACUUUGACGAUGUGUUGAACAAGUACUCGCAGAGUCUGCGCGUGGAGAAGAUCAAGGUGGCCAACUGGACGUACAUGGCGGCCUGUGGCCUAGACGUCUCUCGUUCGGAGCAGGUGAACGCCCCGCAGAUGAAGUUCCGCAACGUUUCCCUCAUGCCCAACGGGCGCAGGAGUCGCUACGACGGAGCACGAAGCUCCAAUGCGGACGGAGUGCAGCGGGUGCCGUACGGAAACGGCAGCAACAUAGCCCUGGAUCUCGACUUGGAGCGGGGUCAGUACGAGGGCAACGUGAUCACCAGCGGGCCGCGCAUCAGUAGCACCCACAACGGGAGCAGCAGCAACGAGGUGGUGCGCGUGAUGGCCGAGUUCGCCCUGGACCUGAUGCGCACGAUGCGCCGCUUCAACACGGAGAACAUGCAGACGGAGUACGAGGGCAGCACCGACUACGGCAUGCUGAGGAUCGGCAUCUCGCACGGCAGGGCCAUGGCCGGGGUGGUGGGCAUCUCGAAGCCCCACUAUGACAUCUGGGGCAAUCCCGUGAACAUGGCCUCGCGCAUGGACUCCACCGGCGUGCCCGGCCAGAUUCAGGUCACCGAGAACACGGCGCUUAAGCUGCGCGAGUUUAACAUUCAGUGCAACUACCGCGGCAUGACCUUCGUCAAGGGGCGUGGCAACAUUCCCACCUACAUCAUCGGCAUCGACAGCGAAUACCAGUUCCUGCCACAUCGCCCGGCCGCGCCAACCAAAGAAGACUAGCUGAAAUUUACCAGAGAUUAGAUUUAGGACAUGCAUGUAUGUAAAUAUAGAGUAUAAUAGGUUUAGGACAGUCGCAAAUAAAAGCUGUAAUUCGAAC